AUGCAGGAGGCUGGCGGGGACGCAGGCGGAGGCAGCCGGGCGGGUGGCGCGGAAAGCCAGGGCCGGCGGGGUGUCGGAGGUUGCCGGGGUGGACUCCGCAGCACGGGUGCUACUUCCGCUGCAGACCACGGAGCUCCGGGUGUCGCGCCGGCCCAGCACUCUUUGGGGCCGGGUGGAGACCCGUGGUCCCCGGCCCAAAGGCCGGGAAGCCGACCAUGCGUAUUCACCCUAAACGUGCCUUUCCCGUCCGCCUUGGAGGCAGAGAUUGCCUGUGGGUCCCUGGCCCCAGAUGCCGAACCUCACCGUGGGGCGGUUGGGAAGGAGCUCACAGUGAGCGGCAGUGUCCUAGCGGUCUGCUGGAGAGCUGAAGAUUGCCGCCUCCUUCGAAUCUCCAUUGUCAACUUUCUGGACCAGCUUUCUCUGGUGAUGCGAACCAUGCAGCGCUUUGGGCCCCCUGUUGCCCGCUAA
This is a messenger RNA of Rangifer tarandus platyrhynchus (Svalbard reindeer), 468 nucleotides long. Lineage: Eukaryota; Metazoa; Chordata; Mammalia; Artiodactyla; Cervidae. The record is from the annotation of a GenBank genome assembly.